UCCUCUGGGCAGAGCGCCCCUCAGUCCUUGCUGGAGAGCGGCUCGGCGAGCGAUGGCUGAGACGCGCGCGGGGCCACAAGUCCGAGAGAUCUUUAACACCAUGGAGUACGGACCGGUGCCUGAGAGUGACGCAUGCGCACUGGCCUGGCUCGACACCCAGAACCGGCAGCUGGGUCACUACGUGGAUGGGAAGUGGCUGAAACCAGGCCAGAGGAAAACAGUGCCUUGUCUGGAUCCCAUCACAGGAGACAGCCUGGCCGUUUGCUUCGAGGCACAAGCCGAAGAUGUGGUGGCAGCUGUGGAGGCAGCCCAGACCGCCUUUACGGACUGGAGCAGCCAGGCUGGGGCCCAACGGGCCCAGCACCUGACCAGGUUGGCCAAGGCGAUCCAGAAGCACCAGAAGCUAUUGUGGACCCUGGAGUCCCUGGCUACUGGGCGGGCUGUUCGAGAAGUCCGAGACAGGGACAUGCCUCUGGCCCAACAGCUGCUCUGCUACCACGCAGGCCAGGCGUACGCCCAGGAGAAGGCGCUGGCUGGCUGGGAGCCCGUGGGGGUGGUUGGCCUCAUCCUGCCUCCCACUUUCACCUUCCUUGAGAUGAUGCGGAGGAUUGCCCCCGCCCUGGCUGUGGGCUGCACGGUGGUGGCCCUUGUGCCGCCGGCCUGCCCGACGCCCCUCCUCUUGGCCCAGCUGGCAGGCGAGUUAGGCGCCUUCCCGGGCAUCCUCAACGUGGUCAGCGGGCCCGCGCCCCUGCGCUCCGCCCUGGCCUCGCACCCUGCCGUCCAGAAGGUGGCCUUCUAUGGGGCCGUCGAGGAAGGACGUGCCCUCCGGCGGACCUGCACGGGCACCGAGCUGUCCCUAGCCCUGGGGGCGGAGUCGCUGCUGCUGCUCACCGAGACGGCUGACCUUGAUUCCGCAGUGGAGGGCGUGGUGGACGCCGCCUGGUCCGACCGCAGCCCGGGGGGCGUCCGGCUCCUUAUCCAGGAGAGCGUGUGGGACGAGGCCGUGAGGCGGCUCCAGGCACGGAUGACACGGCUGCGGGUGGGCCGGGGCCUGGACGGGGCCGUGGACAUGGGGACCCGAGGGGCCGCUGCGAUUGCCCAGGCUGAGAGCUAUGUUCACCAGGCCCAGAAGCAGGACCCACCCUCACCCCUGUCCCAUCCCAGCUCUGUGCCCCGCUACGGGUGCUUUGUAAAGGGCCGUUUCCAGGCCCCGGGAGGCCAGAAUUUCAGGCCCAUCCAGGAUUUGUCUGGCACCCUCCAUGGCUAUGUGGCUGAGGGUACUGCCAAGGACGUCCAAGACGCCGUGGAGGCCGCUCACCAGGCUGCCCCCAGCUGGGCGAGCCAGUCUCCAGAGGCCCGGGCGGCCCUACUCUGGGCCCUGGCGGCUGCGCUGGAGCACCGGGAAUCUGUCCUGACCUCGUGCCUGGAAAGGCAGGGAAAGGGGCCCAAGGCCGCCCAGGAGGAGGUGAAGCAGAGCCUGGAGCGCCUUCGGGAGUGGAGGACCCCCCAGGCCCUGGGCCGCACCCUGCAGGCCACAGGACUGCGAGGCCCCGUGCUGCAGCUGCAGGAGCCUCUGGGCGUGCUGGCCAUCGUGUGCCCGGAUGAGUGGCCACUGCUUGCCUUCGUGACCUUGCUGGCCACCGCCCUAACCUACGGCAACAGCCUGGUCAUGGUGCCCAGUGAGGAUUAUCCACUGCCUGCCCUGGAGGUGUGCCAGGAGGUCUCGGACCUGUUCCCAGCCGGCCUGGUGAACGUGCUGACGGGGAGCCACGACCAUGUGACACGCUGCCUGGCCUUGCACCAGGACGCCCAGGCCCUGUGGUAUUUCGGAUCUGCCCAGGGUUCCCAGUUCGUGGAGUGGGCCUCCGCAGGACACCUCAAGUCAGUGUGGGUGAACCGGGGCGCCCCGCGGGCCUGGGAUCAGGAGACCCAGGGGGCCGGCCCAGAGUUCAGGCUUCGGGCAUCUCGGACCAAGAUCCUGUGGCUGCCCAUGGGAGACUGAUGUGUGUGCCCACACAGAGAGAGGAGAGAGAACCCCAGAGGUGUGAAGCCGCUGGGAGCAUCCUCUGAUCAUGGUCCCCAUGCCCUCCAAUAAACCUUCCGGCUGCC
Molecule: messenger RNA, 2109 nt
Organism: Echinops telfairi (small Madagascar hedgehog)
Lineage: Eukaryota; Metazoa; Chordata; Mammalia; Afrosoricida; Tenrecidae
Gene: ALDH16A1
Product: aldehyde dehydrogenase 16 family member A1
Exons: 13
Coding region: 53-2002 (649 amino acids)
Molecular function (GO): oxidoreductase activity, acting on the aldehyde or oxo group of donors, NAD or NADP as acceptor
Source: RefSeq, a predicted model, not a curated record